Mercurialis annua (annual mercury) is the source of this 1990-nucleotide messenger RNA. RefSeq lists its product as uncharacterized. The record is from RefSeq and is a predicted model, not a curated record. Lineage: Eukaryota; Viridiplantae; Streptophyta; Magnoliopsida; Malpighiales; Euphorbiaceae. The coding region runs from base 175 to 1749 and encodes 524 amino acids. The transcript is spliced from 6 exons.
UAUAAACAGUAUACAGACACAGAAGCACAGUUGAGUUUUUUGCUCACACCUGUGAGUCGUGACCUGUCCUUACAGAGUAGCUUCCUUUCAUUACAGAAACUAAACUGUUUAUUUAAGUGAAACAAACAGAAAAAAAGAUUAGAAAAGGAAAUUUUUAAGAUCUGUCUAGUGAUUAUGGAGUAUGAAAGAAUACAUAAAGUGCAGAGUGGCAUAAUAUCUCCCACAAAGCUGAGGAUGAAGCUGAUGGGAGCUCAUUAUGGUAGGAAGAAGGAUGGAUCAAACAGUAAUUCUUCAAGAACAUCUCCUUCUAAGCUUGAAGAUUCUGAGUUUUUUAAAAAUAGCUUAUUAGCCUCCAAUGAUGAGGAAGUUGGAGCUCCCAGCUUAGAACUUCCACCCAUGGGUGAUGCUUUGGUUGACUCCAGUCAAAUUGAACCGACGUCUUCCCAGCUGAAGGAGACCUUCCCAAAGGAAAACGGCAACAUUGGUCGUUUUAAGCUGCAGCAAUUACAUAAGGCUGAAAGUGCUAAUUCAAGUGCAGUUCACCCUAUGAGGUCACUAGAAGAUGAGAACCUUGAUUAUGAUAGUAAUGCAAGUUCGUCGAGUUUUGAGUUUCAUAAGGAGCGAUCUGCACAUAAUCAAUUUACGAGAUCAUUUUCUAGGCCUAUGUCGUCUAAGUGGAACGAUGCGGAAAAAUGGAUUAUAAAUAAACAGAAUGUGCAUCCUAAUUUUUCUAAGAAGAAUGGUUUUCAGAACCAAGGUAAUCGGAUUCAAGGAUUGAGUUUGGCAAGGGUUGCUCCGGAAUCAGCGAAUCAUGAUCUUAAGCUAUCACUUAGUAGAAUGGUAGACACUAAACGCGUCGAUUCCUGUCAGCCUGCUUCACAAAUGGCAUUGGAGAAGUUUUCUUUUAAUCCCCCUGAAGAUGUUCUCACCAAUCAAUGCACUCACAGUAAGGAUUUGACUGAAGUGGACGGAAAAGAACUAGCUAUAAGAAAUUCGGCAGAAGAUGCAACAGAUCAUCCAGUGAUAAGAUCUGUGUGCAUGAGAGACAUGGGCACGGAAAUGACCCCUAUUCCGAGUCAAGAGCCUUCCAGGACGGCUACACCCGUCGGUGCAACAACUCCGCUCCGGAGCCCAAAUUCUUCAAUUCCAUCAACUCCCCGUGGAGGGGCGCCGACGUCAACACCCAUGGAGUUUGGCACGGAUGAUGACACGCAAAAUAAUUAUCGCGAAAAUGGCAAAAAGGAGUUGACGGAGGAAGACAUGAAACUAAAGACAAGAAGAGAGAUUGUAGCCCUUGGAGUCCGGCUUGGCAAGAUGAAUAUUGCUGCUUGGGCGAGUAAAGAAGAUCAGGACAAGAAUACAUCAUCAGAUGAAAAGACUAACGCAGAGGAGCUCGAUCGUAUUGAAUUUGAGAAGCGUGCAGCUGCAUGGGAAGAAGCGGAAAAAUCUAAACACGCAGCAAGAUAUAAACGUGAAGAAAUCAAAAUUCAAGCAUGGGAAAGUCAGCAGAAAGCUAAACUAGAAGCAGAGAUGAGGAGAAUAGAGUCGCGAGUAGAACAAAUGCGAGCCCAAGCUAAAGCAGCGAUGGUAAAGAAGAUUGCUAUGGCUAGGCAAGGAUCGGACGAAAAAAGAGCAGCAGCAGAAUGCAGGAAAAAUAGAGAUGCAGAAAGAACGGCAGCUGAAGCAGAAUAUAUUCGACAAACAGGACGAAUGCCAUCGUCGAAUUACAUGUGUUGCGGUUGGUUGUGAUCAUAAUGAAAAAACAGAAAAUAUUGAAGUAGAAGGAAGUUGUUCAUCUUCUCAUCGAAGCAUUCUUGUAGGUUGUUUUCGAGUUUCGUAAUCCGAGUGUUUGUUCCCUUGUAACUGAUAGAAUGAUCUAAAAUUGCAAAUCAAAUUUGUGAGAGAAGCUGGCUGAUAAGAGAAUAUAAUCCGAUGAAUUAGUGAAUAAAACUAAGCUUGAUAUGUAAUGAACCUCAAGAUUUCAGCUCAA